Messenger RNA from Onychostruthus taczanowskii (white-rumped snowfinch), 2754 nucleotides. It is a transcript of the gene UBASH3B, whose product is annotated as ubiquitin associated and SH3 domain containing B. Gene Ontology annotation, molecular function: protein binding; protein tyrosine phosphatase activity. Bases 121 to 2055 code for a protein of 644 amino acids. NCBI's taxonomy places the organism in Eukaryota, Metazoa, Chordata, Aves, Passeriformes, Passeridae. Gene Ontology annotation, biological process: negative regulation of protein kinase activity; peptidyl-tyrosine dephosphorylation; negative regulation of bone resorption. The record is from RefSeq and is a predicted model, not a curated record. Gene Ontology annotation, cellular component: cytoplasm. The transcript is spliced from 14 exons.
CCUCCCCGCGCUGCCCGUGGGCGGUGUCGCCGCGGCUCCCCGGCCCCGUGGCUGUCCCCGGCGCUGUCCCCGAGCCCGCGGCGUGCAUGGCCGUGCGCGGGCGGCGAUGGCUGCGCGCUGAUGGCCCAGCUCGCCAUGGCUGCCCGGGAGGAGCUCUACAGCAAAGUCAUCCCCCGGCGGAGCCGCCAGCACCGCGCCGGGACCAUCAAACAUGGCUCGUCGCUGGAGAUCCUGCUCUCCAUGGGCUUCCCCAAAGCACGGGCACAAAAAGCGCUGGCAUCGACAGGUGGAAGGAGUGUUCAAGCAGCAUGCGACUGGCUCUUCUCCCACGUGGGUGACCCGUUCCUGGAUGACACCCUGCCCCGGGAGUACGUGCUGUACCUGCGCCCCACCGGGCCCCUGGCGCAGAAGCUCUCCGAGUUCUGGCAGCAGUCGAAGCAGAUCUGUGGCAAGAACAAAGCUCACAACAUCUUCCCCCACAUCACCCUCUGCCAGUUCUUCAUGUGUGAGGACAGCAAGGUGGACGCUCUCACGGAAGCCCUGCAGGCCACGGUGAUGCGCUGGAAAUGCAAAUUCCCUGCCCCGCUGCCCCUGGAGCUCUACACGUCCUCCAACUUCAUCGGGCUCUUCGUCAAGGAGGAAAGUGCUGAGGUGCUCAAGAAGUUCGCUGCAGACUUCGCUGCAGAGGCGGCUUCCAAAGCAGAUGUCCACGUGGAGCCCCACAAGAAGCAGCUCCACGUCACCCUGGCCUAUCACUUCCAGAGCAGCCACCUGCCCACGCUGGAGAAGCUGGCCCAGAGCAUCGAUGUCAAGCUGGGCUGUGACUGGGUGGCCGCGAUCUUCUCCCGCGACAUUCGCUUCGUCAACCACGAGACUCUGCAAGUGAUCUACCCCUACACCCCCCAGAACGACGACGAGCUGGAGCUGGUCCCAGGGGAUUUCAUUUUCAUGUCCCCAGUGGAGCAAACCAGCACGAGUGAGGGCUGGAUUUAUGGCAUUUCCCUGGCCACUGGCUGCUCGGGGCUGCUGCCCGAAAACUACAUCACCAAGGCGGAUGAAUGUGGCACCUGGGUGUUCCAUGGGUCCUACUCCAUUCUGAACACCACAUCUUGCCCAUCCCUCCAAGCCUUUGCUGAUGGAGCUCUGGAGAGAAGGCAGCAGGAGGACCAAGGGCCAGGGGACGCUGGGCCCCUCACCAUCAUCUGCCAGAACGUGCAGCCCCUGAGGAUAAGCAGCCAGCCGGGCCCUCAGAAGCGCUGCCUGUUCGUCUGCAGGCACGGCGAGAGGAUGGAUGUGGUUUUUGGGAAGUACUGGCUGUCCCAGUGCUUCGAUGCCAAAGGCAGGUACAUGCGCAGUAACCUGAAUAUGCCUCACAAUUUACCUCAGAGGAGUGGUGGUUUCAGGGAUUACGAAAAAGAUGCUCCCAUCACCGUGCUGGGCUGCACCCAGGCCAGGCUCGUGGGUGAAGCCUUGCUAGAAACCAACACCAUUGUGGACUACAUCUACAGCUCGCCAUCGCUGCGCUGCGUGCAGACAGCCCACAACAUCCUGAAAGGCAUGCAGCAGGAGAACACGCUGAAGAUCCGCGUGGAGCCGGGCCUGUUCGAGUGGACCAAGUGGGUGUCGGGGAGCUCGCUGCCCGCCUGGAUCCCGCCCGCGGACCUGGCCGCGGCCACGCUCAGCGUGGACACAACCUACAGACCUCAUAUUCCCGUCAGCAAGUUGGUGGUUUCUGAGUCGUACGACUCCUACAUCAGCAGAAGCUACCAAGUAACGAAGGAAAUCAUCAGUGAAUGUAAAGGCAAAGGAAACAACAUCCUGAUCGUGGCUCACGCAUCCUCCCUGGAGGCCUGCACCUGCCAGCUCCAGGGGCUGUCACCCCAGAACUCCAAGGAUUUUGUACAGAUGGUCCGAAAGAUUCCCUACCUGGGCUUUUGCUCCUGUGAAGAACUGGGGGACACUGGUGUGUGGCAGCUCACAGACCCUCCCAUCCUCCCUCUCACCCAUGGACCAACUGGAGGCUUUAACUGGAGAGAAACCCUCCUGCAGGAGUAGGGAGCAGCCCAGCAAGGACAGCCCUUCCCAGCGCUGGAGAAUGGCUCUUCUUCUUCCUUGUGUUUCAUUGCCAGCAGGAAAAACCCUCCUCAUCUGUCCCGUGGCUCCCUCCAAGCGUAUCUCACACAGCCACAGCCCUGCCAAAAUCCUCAUUUACAACAAAAUGGGCUGAUUUGAGGCGGGGCAGGGGGGGAAUAUUAAAAUACAGCUCGAGGUUCUUGCACGGCUCGGGGUUGGUUUCCUCACCUUGAAGGAGCUCUGGUGACACUUUCAUGCCACUGCAGGGACAGGGAGCUCUGUGUGUGUCAGGCAGGAUGCUGGGGAUGUUUUCUAUUUUUGCAAAGUGUCUGCAGCCUUGUUCAGCACCUCGUGCUUGCUCCACUCCCAAAGCCCCCAAAGCCUCAGCACCUCCCAGAAAAAUAAAAGGGUUUUAUUUCCUUCCCCCAGGCUGGGAAGGAGCCCAGCAUGCUGCCCCAGGUUAUUCCUCCCUCUCCUCUGAGCAGAGAUGGGAGUGCUCAAAGUGUGCUGGAUGUUGUGCAGAGAUUGGUUGGUAUUCAGGAAAAUUCUGGAUCAGAGGAAAAUUCUGAGUUUCACAUCUGUUGCAGGUGAACUGCAAUUCCAGCUUCCCUAAAGAGGAGAAAAAAACUGGGCUGGAACAAACCCCCCAAAAAAGGAGAAAUAAUUGGGAUGGCGCAAACU